AUGAGUGACAAUAGAAAGCGUCCUGGGCCAUCGAAUACACCAGGGUUCCCUUCCAAGAGAGCAAAUCGCCUGUCGUAUGGGAUGGAUAGACUUACUUUGAACAAUGAUGAAGCAGCGUCUACAGUGGGCUCACAACGCACCAUGCUUGGCCAUCAUAUGAUAUCAGACCCACAAACAGCGGAUGCAGAUCAGGCGGCAGAGGCAGCAGAAGCAUCUACACCAACAGCCCUCGCCAGAGCAACAUACGCUCAGAAUGAGCCAUACACAUCUGCCAGCGAACCAUACAUACCGAAUCGGCCUCAAAUGUUGCUCUCAAGAAUAGGGAAUCCUACGGUUCAAUCGAGUUUAGCAGCAGACUUCAGUGAACACACUUUUCCACCCACCGUCAGAAAAUACCCAAGCGAUCCCAGAGACAUCAAGAGUGGUGAGAAUCAGAGACGCUAUGCGCAAGCUAUUGCUGACUACUUGGAGAAGAUUGGAUUCAAGGAAUUUGUACCGCAAUACAAGACUAUACGUUCUCUUUCCUCCAAGGACUUUCACUACAUUUAUACACAUCUGGUGCAACACUAUGACCCGAGUUACCGAAACAAGAAGAAAGUCGAAGACCAUGUGAUUGAAAUCUUGAACACGCUGAAAUACCCCUUACGAGACAGCAUCAGUCGCAAAUCACUACUGUCCAUUGGCGCCAUUCACUCAAACGCAAACUUCUAUGGUCUGCUGCAUUGGCUGAUGGAAGCCUGCAAAUCAAGAGAUGUAUCAAAUCCAAAGGAAUUCAAAGAUCCAUCCCUAGCCCAUCUAGAGAUCGAGGAGAAUCAAAUGGCAUGUGCAUUUGCUGAAUUCUCGUUUGCUUCCUAUCAAAAGUACAUAAGCUCAGAGGAGGAGCCUUCGUAUGACGAGGAAAUGGAUCCAUUGAGAAACAGAUUUGCUACUAUAGCUGAACAAAGAGACAGAGAUUUACACGAAAUAGACGCAGAAAUAGCAGCAUUGAAGGAUACAGCAGCCAUGUUGGAGUCAGACGGAUCAACAAUCGAACACUUGAAGAAAAGAAACCACGAAUUAACAAGAGACGGUGCAAAAUUCCAAAACUAUUGCCAGGAGAAGCGAAAGCGAGUGGAGAAGUAUAGAAGCAUCAAUAAAGUGGUCGAAGAAGAAGUCAAGCGAUUGGACAACGAGAAUCAGAGAUUAGAGCAGCAAAAGGCAGAACUGGAAGAGAAAUUGAGGGAAAAGAAUGUAUCAUUAGCUACUCUGGAGUCCUUGGCAAAAGAGCACGAGGCUGAGAAGAAGAGAUGCGCCGAUCUGACAGCUCAUUUAGAGACACGCCGAUUAGCAUACAACGAAAAGAUGGAUACAUUGACUGCUCUGAGGGACAGAGUGCGCAAACAAGUCGACGAGUUCAACACUAAAAUCAAGAAGCUGUUUCCUUCGGGUCAAGAACAGCACGAAUUAUUGUUAGUCUACAACCCUGGUGCAACGGCCACAAAUCAAAUGCUUUCUUAUGAUGUGGAUCAAAAGCUUAUACCAAUACUAGAAAGAUUAGAGAUCACCGAAAGACAAGAUUUCGAUCAAAUCACUCUUGAGACACAACGAUUGCGCGAGAAAACGGAUGCCCUGAAUGCAGAUAUCGAACAAACCAAGCUGGACUUGACAGAGAAGCAGAAAGAGAUUGAGAUCAAGGCAAAAAAGCAUGAGGAGGGUCGACGCCAGUUCAUGGAAGAAAACGAAAAGUACAAUAUUAUCACCGAAAAGCAUGAAAAGGCGUUGGAUGACGAGCGUAGUCGAAGCAGAGAUUCGUUGUUCCAAGCAAAGGAACGACUUUUUGCGGAGGAAGCACGAUUACAAGCCAUGGAGCGCAGAUUUGCAGAGGAGCAUGAAGAGCUACUGACAGUAGCAAGAAAGUUGAUUGAACAAUUCACAGACUCUCAAGAUGAACUGUUACCCAUGUUGGACGAUUUAAAGCAGUUGGUUCAAAAGCAGCACUUGAAGGAAUAA
Mucor velutinosus is the source of this 1989-nucleotide messenger RNA. RefSeq lists its product as uncharacterized. NCBI's taxonomy places the organism in Eukaryota, Fungi, Mucoromycota, Mucoromycetes, Mucorales, Mucoraceae. The record is from RefSeq and is a predicted model, not a curated record. Gene Ontology annotation, biological process: attachment of mitotic spindle microtubules to kinetochore. The coding region runs from base 1 to 1989 and encodes 662 amino acids. Gene Ontology annotation, cellular component: Ndc80 complex. The transcript is spliced from 6 exons.